GGCAUGGUAGCCAAGCCAAGACAUGUUGAAACAAAAGGCAAGGCUCAUAAUUUCACAUACACGACAAACCAAAUGGGCACCCCACUCACCCUCAAUCUCUUUCCACAUCACCAUUUUUACCAUUUCCUUCAACUUCAACCCAUCCGUCACACAGUCACAAACAACACAUUCAUUCAUUUUACCAAUUACCAAUUACCAAUUACCAAUUACCAAUUAUCUCUCUCUCUCACCAGCAUGUCAUUUGCCUCAAACAAACCCUUUCCUUCUCUUGCUCUCCCUGCAUCCAUAUAAAAAUAACACCACCUGGUUGUUUUGUUUUGUUCCAAUCCAAGAAGCAUGGAAGAGUCUGAGGGUAGUACAAGUGGGAAUCACAGUUACAGCAGCUGUGGAUCACCAAUCAGCAACAUGGCUCAAGACUACCUCUUUACUAUUCUCCUCCUCCUCCCCAUAGAUGCAAUCCUCUCCCUAUCCAUCACUUGCAAGAGAUUCAGGGCUCUCACUUCCUCACACACUCUAUGGAAAUCUUUGUGCAAAAGGGACUUGGGUUCCACUUGUGUUGACUCACUUUCCAGUAACAACCAGCAUCGUCACUUCCCUUGGAUGAGGCUCUACAAGCAAGUCUCUCAGAUGGAUUCUGUUUGCUGUCAUAAACUACUUGUGUCAGAUUUGGAUUUCCCUGCAGCCAGAGCUUCUCACUCUCUCAACUUUGUCUCCGACUGUCUUGUCUUGUUUGGUGGCGGCUGUGAGGGAGGACGACAUCUUGAUGACACGUGGGUGGCAUACAUUGGCAAUGAUUUCCGGAGAAUGUUGAAAUGGCAGACAGUCCAUUCAGGCAUUCCAAGUGGGAGAUUUGGGCAUACAUGUGUGGAGAUGGGUGAUUAUCUUGUUCUCUUUGGAGGAAUCAACGACCGUGGCAACCGUAAAAACGAUACAUGGUUGGGGCAUGUCAUGUUCAAUGAAAACAACGGUGUAACAUUUUCAUGGAAAAUGCUUGAUGUGGGGAAUGUUGCACCGCCCUCUAGAGGGGCUCAUGCUGCAUGUUGUAUUGAUGAAAAGAGAAUGAUAAUCCAUGGAGGUAUAGGGCUUAAUGGCCUCCGUUUGGGGGACACAUGGGUCUUGGAGAUGUCAGAUAGUCAUUGCUUUGGUACGUGGCAUGAGAUUGUGGCACACCCUUCACCUCCACCACGUUCAGGACACACAUUGACAUGCAUUGGGAGAAGCAGGACAAUACUAUUUGGAGGAAGAGGCUUGGGUUAUGAGGUGCUUGAUGAUGUUUGGUUAUUGGAUACAUACCAAGGUUAUCAGAGAUGGGUCCAAAUAGUUUAUGAUUUACAAAGCAUACCAGCUGGUGUUUCCCUUCCAAGAGUUGGUCACACAGCUACAUUGGUUUUGGGAGGCAGGUUGCUAAUUUAUGGAGGAGAAGACUCAUAUAGACAAAGGAAAGAUGAUUUUUGGGUGUUAGAUAUCAGUGCCAUCCCUUACCCUUGCAUCACUCAGCAAAUCACAGUGAGCUCAAAGAAAGUGUUGACAAGAAUGUGGAAACGGUGGAAAUCAAGUGGACAUGCGGCAAAUUCUCGAUCAUUUCACCGUGCCUGUGCAGACCGAUCAGGGCGUUAUGUGUAUGUAUUUGGUGGAAUGGUGGAUGGUUUUCUUCAGCCUGCUGAACCUUCUGGACUCAGGUUUGAUGGGGAGCUCUUUCUUGUGGAGCUUGUGCUUCAGCUCUAGCUAGUUAAUGGCUCUUUCUUGAGACCAUUCAUACCGUAGUGUGCACAGUAUCUUCCAACUACAUACCAUUAUCUUGUCAUAGUUGCUGCUGUUAUUGUGUUAGCUGCUGUAAAAUAGCAGUUAUAUUGGUCAGUCAGUGUCAAUAUCUUGUAUGAACUGCGACUACAUAAUUAGAAAGCAAUGGUAUGACUGUGAAGAUUACCAAA
Messenger RNA from Glycine soja, 1931 nucleotides. RefSeq names its product F-box/kelch-repeat protein At1g51550-like. Gene Ontology annotation, molecular function: protein binding. The record is from RefSeq and is a predicted model, not a curated record. The coding region runs from base 337 to 1725 and encodes 462 amino acids. The transcript has 2 exons. NCBI's taxonomy places the organism in Eukaryota, Viridiplantae, Streptophyta, Magnoliopsida, Fabales, Fabaceae.